Gadus chalcogrammus (walleye pollock) is the source of this 459-nucleotide messenger RNA. RefSeq lists its product as uncharacterized. The coding region runs from base 38 to 352 and encodes 104 amino acids. The record is from RefSeq and is a predicted model, not a curated record. The transcript is spliced from 4 exons. NCBI's taxonomy places the organism in Eukaryota, Metazoa, Chordata, Actinopteri, Gadiformes, Gadidae.
UCGUGAGGAGGAGGACGAUGUUGCGCGUGAAGGGGAAAUGGCUGCCGAAAACAAGCCGGAAGGAUUGAAGAAAGUUCGAAAUCCGGAUCGAAUGUACAGAACAGCAGUGUGUUAUGCUGGCCAUGGUCCACCUAAGAGUAUCAGUGAUGACACAGAGAUGAACAAUGAACAUGGACAUUUGAAAAUAUACCUGCCCAAAAAGCUGCUUGAAUGUCUACCCAAAUGCUCCUCGCUGCCAAAGGAGAGACAUCGCUGGAACACUAAUGAGGAACUAGAGACAACAUAUUCAGCGGCGUUAACCAGCGGAGUGAUACCGGACGACUUUAUGGAGAGACAAGGGGUGGCUGCCUGAGGACGCUGUUGACAGGAGAUGCUUGGAGCAACAACGGUGCAGCACCCUUCAUUACUGGCUAACAUGGAAACCACAUGGCCUGGAUUUGUCACAAUUAAACCGGGGCU